GUUGCCACUGGUUGUUACCAACGAGACAAGUUAUCUCUUUUAUGUAGGUAAGGCGAGUGAAAGACUUCGAGCCGCAGCGAACAGGAUACUGACAGACCGGCAGCAGCAGCAAAACAAGCUGUGAUAACCACGGGCAUGAUGGGAGUCCCUGUAUUCUGUGUGGGGGUGAUAGCAUUCAUAUGUACCAGCCACAGCCUGGAAAUACAAAGCCCUCUCUACAGAUUCAAAAGGUCUCAGGAAAAUGUCUUGUCAGAUCCGAGUGAUUGUGUGUCCAGGACCAAGCAGCAGGUCUUUACAAACUCUUACAACUUCUCUCUGGAUAUUCGGAUGCCUGGUGUUGUUCCAACUGGGUCGGACACAUACCUGUGCACAGCGUUUUCUCUGCCAACUAGUCGAGAUGCAUAUAUUGUGGACUUCAUACCUCAUGCCAGUAUGGACACAGUUCAUCACAUGCUUCUGUUUGGCUGCCAGACUCCUGUGUCCACCAGCAGCUACUGGGACUGUGGCAGUUUACAAGGCACUUGUGAGGAUGAAGCAUCCAUUAUGUAUGCCUGGGCUCGGAAUGCACCAGCCACCAGAUUACCCAAAGAUGUUGGUUUUAAAGUUGGAAGAAAUUCUGGAAUGUCCCACCUUGUGCUGCAGAUUCAUUAUGGAGAUGUCAGUGCUUUCAGAGACCAUCAUAGAGAUUGCUCAGGAGUUACCUUAAGAAUGACAUCCAAACUGCAGCCAUUCAUUGCUGGCAUAUACCUGCUCAUGUCUGUGGACACAGUUAUCCUUCCAGGAAAAAGAGUUACAAAUGCAGACAUCGCCUGUGAUUACACUUCAUAUCCCAUCUAUCCAUUUUCCUUCAGGACCCACACACACAGCCUUGGUAAAGUGGUCAGUGGCUACAGGAUCCGAGAAGGGAAGUGGAGCCUAAUUGGGAGACAGUCCCCUCAGCUACCACAGGCUUUCUAUCCUGCUAACGAGGAGGUGAAUGUGAAGUAUGGUGACACCAUUGCAGCCAGGUGUGUGUUUACUGGGGAAGGCCGAACCUCCAAAACAUUAAUUGGUGGUACCUCUGAUGAUGAAAUGUGCAACUUCUACAUCAUGUACUACAUGGACAGCAAACAUGCCAUCCCCUACAUGAACUGCAUGGAAUCUGGCUCCAAAGAUCUGUUUCAGCACAUUCCAGCUGAAGCCAAUGUUCCCAUUGCCGUCAGUCCAGGUCAUAUGAACUCUGUGAUGCAUAUGGGGCACUCAACAGACCAUCAAGAUAACAGAUUGCUGUUGGAUAAAAACAAAGCAGAGCAGGUUGUGGAUCAGGGUGACCUCUAUUCUCUUAUGUCCAAGCUGCUAGGCCAGAGCAAGGACAUAACUCACAUUCAUAAGUACAACCUGAGCAAGAUGCAGAGAGCCCAGGCUGAGUUGGUGGCUCAGAUUGAUAGCUUAAUGCAAAAGAACGACCUGGGCUUUCCCAGUGCCAGGCUAGCCUUCCAAACAAGGGAGGAUCAUGUUUUGGUGAGGGACAGGGUGCACAAAUUCCAUCAGCUUGAGGCCAAAGCCAAGCCACCGAGAAGCAAGCUGCUAGCAGAAGACUACCAUUUGGAGCAAGUCUCAGCGUGGCCUCAGAGUUCUCUCCAGUUGGGUCAGGUGUCAGGACUUGCCCUCGACUCAGAUGCUAAUUUGGUCAUUUUCCACAGAGGGGACCACCACUGGGGGGCAAGCUCUUUUAACAGCCAGGCUAGAUACCAGCAGAGGUCCCAAGGUCCUAUUCAGCAGUCCACUAUUUUGGUUGUAGACCAAGCCAACGGCAACAUUCUGAAGGCAUCUGGCAGAGAUAUGUUUUAUUUGCCUCAUGGAAUAACAACAGACAAGAAGAAUAAUUACUGGGUCACUGAUGUGGCUCUUCAUCAGGUGUUAAAGGUGAGCAGUGAUGGCAGAGACAGAAUGUUGCUGGCACUUGGAGAGGCUUUCACUCCAGGAAGCGACAACAACCACUUUUGCCAGCCCACUGAUGUGGCUGUAGACACUGAGACUGGGAACAUUUUUGUGUCUGAUGGCUACUGCAAUGCAAGGAUACUGAAGUUCUCAGCUGAUGGCAAAUACCUGUCUCAGUGGGGUGCAGGCUCGUCAGACAGGAAGAGGCGAAUACCGUUCCGAAUACCCCACAGCCUGGUGUUCCUUCCUGACAGACAGGAAGUUUGUGUGGCUGACAGGGAAAACGGGCGUAUCCAGUGCUUCAUAGCCCAAACUGGAGAGUUUGUCAAGGAAAUAAAGAAAGAGGAGUUUGGAGGGGAGGUGUUUGCCAUCACCUACAGCCCUGCUGGAGAUGGCUUGAUCUUCGCAGUAAAUGGGGAAUCUCCAUAUCGCUCAACUCCAGUCAGAGGUUUUGUAAUAGAUUAUUCAACCAUGGAUAUUUUGGAUACCUUCAACCCAGAGAAAAAGGAGUUUAAAAUGCCUCACGACAUAGUUGAAACCAGGGAUGGUAGUGUCUUUGUCGGGGAUGCAGGCAGUAAAUCAGUCUUCAAAUUCACCACUGAGAAGUUACAUCGCUCUGUCAAGAAAGCUGGAAUCGAGGUUCAAGAACUUGAUGAAAUGGAGACAUUUGUCCGAACUAAGGUGAGGCCGGAGCACAACUUUUCAAAGACAGCAGCCAUCCAAGGGAAGCAAGCUCUGUCUCUACAGCCUCAGCCACAGGAAGAGCCAGAAGAGGAGAAGAAGAAGAAGAGUGCAGCGAAGCCAAACCGAGAGCAGGGUGUACUCCCAGCUAUUAUAACCACCCUGCUGCUCAUCCCGCUAGUGGUGGUCAUCUCCAUUGGAGUCUUUAUCUGCUGGAGAAAAAACAACGCAUAUGAGGUGAAAACUGAACCAAGUUCUGUGGGAGGGAUCUUUGGAAAAAUAAGAGGUAAAGCUGUGGGCAGUCUGAACCUGGGGAACUUCUUUGCAUCCCAUAAGGGUUACAGUCGUCAGGGCUUUGACCAGCUGAGUACUGAAGGUAGCGACCAGGAGAGGAAUGACGGGGACAGCAGCGACUCGGAGAAUGAGGAGUACUCUGCUCUGCCACCUCCUCUGUCCUCCUCUUAGACUCCUGGGGCCAGCCACCUACCUUCUGCUUACAUUGCCAAGAUGUAUGUUAAUCAUCAUGUGUGUAACUGUUGUGUUAGCUGCCAAUCUUAUUGUUUAUAUAUUUAAAAUAUGUUGUAUAUAAAAAUAAUUUAGCAUUAUUUGGACAAUUUAUUUAAUCUUUAUUUAAUUAACAAGCAGUCUUGAUACAGCCUUGGUGACACAAUUCACACAUAUCACUAUGACAGAUUGUUUUCCCCUAAUCAAACUAGCCUUUACUGAAAUUAUCAGAAAAUCCCCUCGACAAAUGUGUCGGAUUCAGCCUCAAGACAAGUACAAGACCAUUCAAAGGAUUUUCUUGAAAUGAGCAUCGGGAACUUGGGAAAAAAUCUGUGUCAGAGAGAUGAGAACAAUUAUUUAAUUGAUCAUAUUUAUCAAUCACACUCAUCUAUAUUCCACAUGUAGCGAGUGAGUUUCGACGCAGUCCAUGGUCCGGAGUUCUACCGCUUCGUGCUGGUCACUGUGCUUGCUCCAUUAAGAUAGAGCCCUAAAAAAAAAUAAGAAAUCUCCUGCUGACUGUCUAUUUUUGCCAUUCGGAGUUUUUCGUUCAGCUGAGUCAGAACUGGACAUGAAUACAGUGUUUUUUCAUGAGACUCGAUAUCUGAGUAAGAAUUUAGUAAAGCAAGAUUUAUUAUCGAUUUAUUGUGAUCUUAAAAAUAAUUAGUUUAACAACACUGAUAUAGCAUACAAUAUAGACCGUUUAGUUUUACUGGACAAAUGCAUCAUUCCUUUUAUAAAUCUCUUACAUGUAGUAAAGCAACACACAAAUAAUUAGUUCAACAUGAUUGUUUGUUCCAAGUGUAGGUUCAGAAACAUUUCACUUGUAAUUGUGUGCCUUUUUAAAUCUAUAUGUUGCCUUUCUUCAUCACCUGCCAUUACAAAAUGUACCAUGGGAUCAGAACAGUUGCUGCUUGUAGAGCUUGUACUAUAUUGAUUUCUAUUCCAUUCAAGUAAACAGAAAAUUGAUAUUA
This is a messenger RNA of Anoplopoma fimbria (sablefish), 4076 nucleotides long. It is a transcript of the gene pam, whose product is annotated as peptidylglycine alpha-amidating monooxygenase. The record is from RefSeq and is a predicted model, not a curated record. Gene Ontology annotation, molecular function: copper ion binding; peptidylglycine monooxygenase activity; protein binding. Lineage: Eukaryota; Metazoa; Chordata; Actinopteri; Perciformes; Anoplopomatidae. The transcript is spliced from 26 exons. Bases 136 to 3066 code for a protein of 976 amino acids. Gene Ontology annotation, cellular component: extracellular region; membrane. Gene Ontology annotation, biological process: peptide metabolic process.